GCUGCGGAAAGUAGUACUCCAUUCAGUUCAGUAAACGAAACUGCACCCACCGAGACACCAGCGUCAGUGACAACAAAUCUGGGAGCAAGUAAUAAAUCGACCACCACAGCCUACGUUGAGGAAAGUACGACAUAUAGUUCACUAAACAAAACCGCAUCCACGGAGCCACCAUCAGCAACAACAAAUCGGGGAACGAGUGCAUCGACGAUCACAACCGGUACGGAAAGUACGAAACACAGUUCAGUGAACGGAACCGCAUCCACGGCGCCACUAACGUCAGCAACAACAAUUCUGGGAACGAAUGGAUCGACGAUCACAAACAUCAUUUGCCAUCCUGGAGACGAAAACUGUACAACACCUGUGGACUGUAGACCAGACGAAGAUUCAAGUUGUGAAACACAAAAUACCAGUGUGACCACUACUACAACUCUUGGGUGUGAUGCUCGACAAGAUCCGACAUGCUUCAGUACUGAAGCUACUCUUACUUCAGUUUCAAAUACACCAGUAGGGAUGUGUAAUCCUAGACAGGACCCUACAUGCCCCACCACAGAAACAUUCAUUACCUCAGUAGAAGCAUGUAAUAACACUAAUGAUCCCACUUGUUCAAAACUUGACACUACUGUGAUUCCUACUUCAAACACCUCUACAAAGUUUGGUACCUCCACAGGACUUUGCAAUACAAGUCAGGAUCCCACAUGUCCUGCCAACAUAAGUACUCCUUUCUUUUCUUCAAAUGCCACAGGAGACAAUAUCACCACAGUAGGGGAGUGUGAUCCCACCAGUGAUCCCACAUGCAUUACAAAUGUAAGUACUCUGAGCACUUCAAAUGCCACUGGAAAUAACAUGGCUACAAUGGGAUUGUGUGAUCCUACCAAAGAUUCUAAUUGUGCUACCAGUCUAACUACUUUAGCCAUUUCUUCAAAUACUACUAUAGAGUUAAGUACCACUGAGUUAGCAUGUGAUCCUAAUAAGGAUCCUACAUGCACUACUAACAAAAGUACUGAAGCCACUACACCAUCUGCUACUGGGGAGUUUACUACUAUAGGUGGAUUAUGUGACACAUCAAUUGAUCCAACAUGCCUUUCUAAUAUAAGUACUCCAGCAACUAUUUCAAAUACAAGUGCAGGAACUAUCACAAAAGAGGGAUUGUGUGAUCCUAACAAAGAUCCUACUUGUGUCACCAGUGUUACUUGGUCACCCACUACAUUAAAUAGUACUACAGAAUUAAGUACCACUGAGAUUUUCUGCAAUCCCAGUAAUGAUCCUACAUGUACUCCUAAUAUAAGUGCUAUAGCCACAACUGUAAUUCCCUCUGGGUAUGUUACUACCACAAAUGUUUCAUGUAAUCCCACCAGUGAUCCCACAUGCACUGGGAAUGCAAGUACUCCUCUGAACACAUCAAACACCACUGGAGAUAUUAUGACUACAAUGGGAUUGUGUGAUCCUAGCAAAGAUCUUACUUGUAAUACCAAUCUGACUACUCUACCAAUUGUUUCAAAUAGUACUGCAGUGUUCAUUACCACUGAACUAGAAUGUGAUCCUAAUAAGGAUCCUACAUGCGCUGCUAACAUAAGUACUCAAGCCGACACUUCCUCUCCUAGUGGAGAGCUUACUACUAUAGGUGGAUUAUGUGAUACAUCAAUUGACCCUACAUGCCUUACUAACACUUCAGUUGCGGUUGGAGACAUUACUACCACAUCUAUUGUAUGUGAUCCCACCAGUGAUCCCACAUGUACUGUGAAUAAAAGUACUCCUUUCUAUUCUUCAAAUGUCACUGGAGACAUCACCACAACAGUUGGAAUAUGUGAUCCCAACAAUGAUCCUACAUGUAUUACUAAUGUGACAGCUUCACCUCCUUACACACUGUUAGUAUGUGAUCCCAGUAAGGAUCCUACAUGCUCUGCAAAUAUUAGUACUCCUGUCACCAGUUCAGUUGGUACUGUAGAGUCUACAACCAUUGUUUUAGUAUGUGAUCACGCCAUUGAUCCUACAUGCAUUGCCAAUACAACCACUCCUACAUCUACUUCAAAUACCACUAAAGGAAUGAUUUUCACACAGAGAAUAUGCGAUCCUUCCAAAGAUCCAACUUGUCACACCAAUGUGACUAUGACACCAGCUUCUUUAACUAGUAUUGCAGAGUUAACUACCACACAGUUUGUAUGCGAUCCUGGUAAGGAUCCUACUUGCAUAAGUAACAUAAGUACAUCCAACACUUCAGCUACUCCAGGAAACUUCACAAAUUGUGAUGCAAAUAAUGAUCCAAAUUGCACUACCAUUACCAAUAAUAUUUCAAUCACUUCAAAUACCACUGGAGGAAUAGUCACCACAGUAGGAGUAUGUGAUCCCAACAAAGAUCCUACUUGUGCAACCAAUGUAACUACUUCACCUACUAUUACAAAUCUCACUGAAAAUUCAAGUACUGUUGUGUUAGUCUGUGAUCCCAGUAUUGAUCCUACAUGCACUACUAAUAUAAGUGCUGUAGCCACAACUGUAAUUGCUACUGAAGAGGUUACUACCAAAAAUGUUUUAUGCAAUCCCACCAGUGAUCCCACAUGCGUUGGGAAUGCAAGUACUCCUCUGAACACAUCAAACGCCACUGGAGAUAUUAUGACUACAAUGGGAUUGUGUGAUCCUAGCAAAGAUCUUACUUGUAAUACCAAUCUGACUACUCUACCAAUUGUUUCAAAUAGUACUGCAGUGUUCAUUACCACUGAACUAGAAUGUGAUCCUAAUAAGGAUCCUACAUGCGCUGCUAACAUAAGUACUCAAGCCGACACUUCCUCUCCUAUUGGAGAGCUUACUACUAUAGGUGGAUUAUGUGAUACAUCAAUUGACCCAACUUGCCUUACUAACACUUCAGUUGCAGUUGGAGACAUUACUACCACAUCUGUUGUAUGUGAUCCCACCAGUGAUCCCACAUGCACUGUGAAUAAAAGUACUCCUUUCUAUUCUUCAAAUGUCACUGGAGACAUCACCACAACAGUUGGAAUAUGUGAUCCCAACAAUGAUCCUACAUGUAUUACUAAUGUGACAGCUUCACCUCCUUACACACUGUUAGUAUGUGAUCCCAGUAAGGAUCCUACAUGCUCUGCAAAUAUUAGUACUCCUGUCACCAGUUCAGUUGGUACUGUAGAGUCUACAACCACUGUUUUAGUAUGUGAUCAUGCCAUUGAUCCUACAUGCAUUGCCAAUACAACCACUCCUCCAACUACUUCAAAUACCUCUACAGGAAUGAUAUUCACACAGAGAAUAUGCGAUCCUUCCAAAGAUCCUACUUGUCCCACCAAUGUGACUAUGACACCUGCUUCUUCAACUGGUAUUGCAGAGUUAACUACCACACAGUUUGUAUGCGAUCCUGGUAAGGAUCCUACUUGCAUAAGUAACAUAAGUACAUCCAACACUUCAGCUACUCCAGGAAACUUCACAAAUUGUGAUGCAAAUAAUGAUCCAAAUUGCACUACCAUUACCAAUAAUAUUUCAAUCACUUCAAAUACCACUGGAGGAAUAGUCACCACAGUAGGAGUAUGUGAUCCCAACAAAGAUCCUACUUGUACAACCAAUGUAACUACUUCACCUACUAUUACAAAUCUCACUGAAAAUUCAAGUACUGUUGUGUUAGUCUGUGAUCCCAGAAUUGAUCCUACAUGCACUACUAAUAUAAGUGCUGUAGCCACAACUGUAAUUGCUACUGAGGAGGUUACCACCAAAAAUGUUUUAUGCAAUCCCACCAGUGAUCCCACAUGCAUUGGGAAUGCAAGUACUCCUCUAAGCACUUUGAAUAUCCCUGUAGAUAGUAAGACUACAAUGGGAUUGUGUGAUCCUAGCAAAGAUCUUACUUGUAAUACCAAUCUGACUACUCUAUCAAUUGCUUCAAAUAGUACUGCAGAGUUCAUUACCACUAAAAUAGUAUGUGAUCCUAAUAAGGAUCCUACAUGCGCUGCUAACAUAAGUACUCAAGCCGACACUUCCUCUUCUAUUGGAGAGCUUACUACUAUAGGUGGAUUAUGUGAACCAUCAAUUGAUUCUACAUGCCUUACUAACAUAAGUACCCCUACAACUACUGAAAAUAUCAGUGCAGGAAUGGUCACCACAGAGGGAUUGUGUGAACCUACCAAAGAUCCUACUUGUGUCACCAGUGGUACUAUGUCACCUACUACUUUAAACAUUAUAUCCUCAGUAGGAGUUUGUGAUCCCACCAGUGACCCUGCAUGUGCUACAAAUAUAAAAACGUCUCCUGCUACUUCUACUUCUACUGGAAAGUUUAGUACCACAGUGUUAGCAUGUAAUCCAGGUAAUGAUCCUACAUGCAUUGGUAAUAUAACUAGUCCAUCCAACACUUCAAGUACUGGAGAUCUUGAAUUAUGUGAUAUUACUAAGGAUCCAAAUUGCACUACCAUUAUCAGUACUCUUUUGACCACUUCAAAUACCUCUGCUCCAAAUCUUCCUGUUACUUUAAAUACUUCUGCUGAUCUUACUUCCAACAUUGAUAAUAAUGUUACCACUCAAACAACAUUUGCAUGUAGGCCUGGCCAGAAUUUUAACUGCUCAGUAAAUACUACACAUCUGACUACUACUCAAGAAGUCAUCUGCAAUCCUAAUGACCCAUUUUGUACUACUAUGUCAUCUGAUGUUGGUUCCAUUUCUUCAAGAGUACAACCUCCUAGCCCACCUAGUGGAACUACACAAGGACCUACAGUACAACCUCCUAGCCCACCUAGUGGAACUACACAAGGACCUACAGUACAACCUCCUAGCCCACCUAGUGGAACUACACAAGGACCUACAGUUACACCUGUUAGACCAGGACCUUCAUCUACACCACCUACACAAGGACCAGGCGUGCCACCUGUUGGACCAGGACCUGCACCUACACCACCUUCACAAGCACCAGGCGUGCCACCUGUUGGACCAGGACCUGCACCUACACCACCUUCACAAGGACCAGGCGUACAACCUCCUAGCCCACCUAGUGAAAUUCCACCAGGACCUGUAGUGCCACCUGCUGUACCAGGACCUGCACCUGGAGGAGGACCUGGCGUGCCACCUGCUGGACCAGGACCUGCACCUGGAGGAGGACCUGGCGGACAACCUGCUGGCCCACCUAGUGAAACUCCACAAGGACCUGCAGGAAUCGGUGAUGGAGGUGGUCAAGGUACCGGAAUCGGUGAUGGGGGUGGUCAAGGUACCGGAGUCGGUGAUGGGGGUGGUCAAGGUACCGGAGUUGGUGAUGGAGGUGGUCAAGGUACCGGAGUCGGUGAUGGAGGUGGACAAGGUACCGGAGUCGUUGGUGGAGGUGGUCAAGGUACCGGAGUCGGUGAUGGAGGUGGUGAAGGUACUGGAGUCGGUGAUGGAGUUGGUCAAGAUACCGGAGUCGUUGAUGGAUCUGGGCAGUCUGGUGGGGGAGGAGGAGGUACUGGUGGAGGUGGAAGUGGAGGUGGAGAUGGAGCCAGUGGAAGUGGAGGUGGAGGUGGAGAUGGAGCCAGUGGAAGUGGAGGUGGAGGUGGAGAUGGAGCCAGUGGAAGUGGAGGUGGAGGUGGAACUGGUGGACUUCCAGAAGUCAUCCCUCCUUUCAAUGAAUUUGGCAGCAUAGCAGAUGGAACAGAUUUUGCCUCCACCAUGUAUGAGGAAUACAAUGUAGAAGCUGUCAAAUUAAUAGGAUUUGAAUCUGUCACUCUGAGCUUUGGUCAGUCACUGUAUUCAUAUCUUUUAGCCUACUCUAAUGCACCUCAAGUGGAGUAUGCCGUACAUAUACAGACACCUUUAGGCAUGUCUUCAAGUACACUCUUCCGGAAACGACGUCAGGUAGCCAGUUCGACAAAUGAUUCAUCAGCUAAUCCAGAUGGAAUUAUUCCUGCGGAUAACGUGUUAUGUAUCUAUACAUUCAGCAUCAGAUUCCUGACUGUUGAGUUCAAAAAUGUUUCAUCUCGCGUCAAUCACUGUAAACCUGGAGGUCAGGCAAAUGCUGAGCCGCCAUAUAUAGAGAUAAUAGAUGAAUACAAUGCAACCACCAGGUUGUGUAAUCUGGAAGGUACCUACACUGUGAACUCUUUCUCCAACAAUCUAACGGUAAAAUUCGUAGCAGAUCGAGAUCCAACGAUGGUACCAAAUGUCACUUUUGACCUCCGUAAAUCCAAAGAAUGUUGCGGAGGAGUAUUUAAGACUAAAUACAGUUCCAGCAUGCCAGUAUCCAGCACGAUGGCUACUUCCCCCAACUACCCGUUAAAUUACCCUCCGAAUUCAGUCUGCCCCUAUAUAUUUGAGUGCAUUCCCGAGAAUGAGAACACGCCAUGUAAUGUACAGCUCCAGUUUAUAAACUGGGAUGUUGAAAACCCAAAUCAGAAUAUAUUCCAAGCGAUUCAAGCACAGACGAAUCAGCGACGGCGCCGUCAAAUCAUACAAAUAAAUAGUACUGUAGAUAUGCGCAACGAAGCUAAUGCUUUAGCUGCUGUCGGAAGAGGAAUGAAUCUGCGCUGCGCAGAUGAAGAUCAGAUCUGGAUCACUGGUUGUGGAAACAUAUAUCCCAAGGACACAGAACAGUACUGCAGCAACUAUUACCCGAAGACGUACGUGGCGGAGGGAAAGGUUCUCAUGGUUUUCGUCACAAACAGCAUAGCUGAAAACAGAGGGUUUGUCAUUAAGUACCAGGCCCUGGAUCCUCAGUUGGGUGUCUACACUAGGCAAGAGUCUGACCCGAAUGCGUGCCGAUGUGGUGAAGCGGACUUUACCCGAUUUCGCAAACUUAGUGAAAAACAGGUUAAGAAAUCGUUGGGUGGUAACCCGGAAGGAGAAAACGGGAAAGUCUGGAAAAAGUCAAAGUCAAAAAGGAAUGGAGGAUGGAAAAAGAACAAGCCCGGAAAGCCCUCAGGUUAAAAAGAGGAGCAGAAGGAAAAAACAAACAAGGGACGAAACCUCCUAAUGAUAAUUUGAAGAAGAAGAACAAGAAGAGAAGAAGGAAGAAUAAUGUAAGCCCAAAGCCACCAACAGGAAAAAAACAAAAGAGAAAGCACAGGAAUGGCGCCAAGAGUAAACCAAAGGGCAACCGGAA
This is a messenger RNA of Macrobrachium nipponense, 7045 nucleotides long. Its product is annotated as mucin-2-like. The record is from RefSeq and is a predicted model, not a curated record. Lineage: Eukaryota; Metazoa; Arthropoda; Malacostraca; Decapoda; Palaemonidae. Bases 511 to 6870 code for a protein of 2119 amino acids. The transcript is spliced from 22 exons.